Molecule: messenger RNA, 1104 nt
Organism: Marchantia polymorpha subsp. ruderalis
Lineage: Eukaryota; Viridiplantae; Streptophyta; Marchantiopsida; Marchantiales; Marchantiaceae
Source: the annotation of a GenBank genome assembly
CGUGGACACUUUGGAGAUGGCGGGAUCGACAGGGGCUAAAGUGAGCUUAGCCUGGCGUUUACACCACACCAGUUCGCUACAGGAGACUGCUAACACAGGUCGAGAGAUGCUUCCAUGAAACUGAUGACGCUUGGAGGCCGCGAUUACCCUCCUCCUUCUGCUUCUCAACGAAGCAGAUACGAGCAAUCAUUCCUUCCCGCUGCAAAAUGCAUUAUCAAUGGCGCAUCCGAUGGAAUGCAUGAGCCACUUGGCGUUGACAUUGAGAUUAGACGUAGCUGGGAAGAUCUUCAUCCUUAGCCUUAUCGUCAACGUCCUGUGGGAUCGACAUGAAAUGGGGCCAUGUGAGAGCGCUUGCAAUGAAUUUGUAUGGCUGCUUUCAUCUAAGCUUUUCGCAUCACGGCCCACUGCAUCGAGAAGUGCAUUUCUGGUGGCUAUAAAUGUCCAGCACCUCUCUACGCACAGAGUCACUUGGAAUCAACGGGAUCCCGGAGUACAAAGGACAUUUCUAUUCGUCGUUUCUCUCGACGGUCGCCGCUGGAUGCUCCAAUUUGGCCUUCUUUUAGGCCUCGGUUGACCGAUUCGCCACUUUAGGCUCCAUCGCCGAACGCACUUCCUUCGGCUCUCGACUCCAUCCGCGAGUACAGCUGGAUGGAUGGCUGCUCCUCUUUCGAACCACUGCGGUUCAUCUGCCUUUCUGGGCAGAUGGAACGAGCUCAACAUAUCCAUGGAAUCGGUGUACCGACAGUAAUUUCUAUUCCAUAACCAGCUCAGGUCACACACACCAACCGCAUCCGAGGCCGCUGUCAAAUUCACCGACAGUAAGAUUAUAACUCUGGAACUGGUGAAAUCGGUGAUUAAGAAAGUUAAGGCGAAGGUGUAGCCUUGGCCUCACACUGAAAUCAGUGAGGGUGAGUUCCGGAGCUGCUGAGCAGGAGACGUCCGAGAUUCGCUCGCCGAUUCACCACAAACUCAUCGCCCUACUGUGCCGAGGACGACUAGGCUUUGACUGAGAUGAAGGGCCACGGCCUCAUGUCACAGAGCUUCUCGGCGAAGUCAAUGAACGAGAUCGUACUCAAGGCCAACCCGGACGAGAGACCCCGUCAA